AUGCCUCCACCGAAUACUCCAACAAAUGGAGCUGCUACACCUGUCUCACACAUUUCUCGACCAAACACUCCGCCCAACAAUAUCUUCAUUUUCGAAGGUUACGAUCCUGCUACAACUCACAUUGGCUUUGCUUACUAUCCACCUCAAUCGGAAGUUACACAACCAGUCCUUCACGUUCCAAAUAAUACCCCGGCUUCCAGCAUUCAUUCUUCGCCCGAAAGCUCCUACUAUUCACGAUCUCGUCGUUCAACUCUACUAGAUCGAGGAAUUAUGGAAGUCAUUGGAGAAGAAGAAAGAGAUCGACGCGAUGAAGAUACUAUCGAUUAUCGUGCGGUUGACUACGUAAAUACUCCCGACCAAAAUCUCAUAUGUCCAAUUUGUCGCGUUCCUUUGGUUGAUCCAGUCACCAUUCAUUGCGAUCAUACUUUCUGUAGAGAAUGUAUUACUCAAGCUUUGGCUGUUACGGAAAAAUGUCCUAUGGACCGUUAUCCAAUUUCACGCAAUGAUCCACUUCGUCCAUCGAAUAGAAUUAUUGUUCAACAAGUCAACGAUUUGAUGAUUGUUUGCCCAAGUUGCGAAACUCAUCUCCAGCGAUCGAAACUUCGCAAUCAUCUCGCUAUUCAUUGCAAGGAAGUGGAAAUUGCGUGUUUGGAUCCUGAUUGCAGGCAACUUAUCAAGAGACUCCAUCAACCAAAGGGUUGUCUUCAUUAUGAUUCUUCCUGUCCUUACUGUGAUGAGACUGUGCAGGCAAAGGAUAUGGAAGAACAUUGCGAGUCUAAAUGCACGUUCCGUCAUGUCAAUUGCGGUCAAUGUGGAGGAGAGAUCUUACGCAUCAAGGAGUCAGAACAUAUUGAUCAAUGUCCAGAAGGGACCGUGCAAUGUCAAUGGUCAGAGUUUGGUUGCGAUCAUGAGUGUAAGAGAAAGGACAUUGAUGAUCAUAAAGACAAGUGCGAGCUUAGGAGAUUGGGUCCAUGGGCAGCAAAAAUGCAAGCCGAUAAUAAAGUCAAGAGUGAAAAGAUUGAUCGAUUUGAGCGGAAAAUUAAGCAUCUCGAGAAUUGUAUUAGUGACAAUGGAAAUUUCGAUCGAGCCGAUGCGACGGCACCUUCUCUUGCAGGAUUAUCAAUGACGGACGAUUCCUACGAAACACCUAAUACUUAUCUUCUCUCAGUUGUUGAGUCUCAACAGAGCAGAAUUAAUGCUCUUACUGCCAGUAUUGCCGAAAUGGAAGCUCGUCAAAGCGUUAUGCUUUUGAAUGAAACUAUUCCAUUAAAAGAUCAAAUCGUCGAACUUCGCAAUACAAUAAGCACACUCAAUAUGUAUGUUCGUUGGCUUUUGAAUGUUCGCAGAGGAGAAGGUCAGCGACGCAGCUUUGGCAAUGGCGCAGGUAGUAGUAGUGGAGGUGGUGCCAAUAGUCCGGAUGAUAGUAAUGGUGGGGCAGGACCAAGUUCCGGUGGUGCUAGUAUUGGAAGACGGUUAAGCGAUCAUAUUAGGGAGGGAGGUACGAAACUUUGA
Botrytis byssoidea is the source of this 1512-nucleotide messenger RNA. RefSeq lists its product as uncharacterized. NCBI's taxonomy places the organism in Eukaryota, Fungi, Ascomycota, Leotiomycetes, Helotiales, Sclerotiniaceae. Bases 1 to 1512 code for a protein of 503 amino acids. The record is from RefSeq and is a predicted model, not a curated record. The transcript has a single exon. Gene Ontology annotation, molecular function: zinc ion binding.